UUUGGCAACCAGCAAGUCCUCAAUUCUCUGGGUGUAAAGCGUCGUCAUGAGCCUACUGACAGUGAACUGCAACUUGGGCAUACGGAAGCAUGUUUGGAAGGUGACGUUGCACGUGCUUGCCUCUGCUGGCGGCAACCCGUGGGUCCAGUUUGGUUCGUGGAAAGGAGUCUCCCCUUGAGUCGCACAGUUCGUGGAAGGCGGCCCGCCCUCCUGUCACGCACAGACGCAGAGUAUUUACUGCUGGGUGCCCGCCAGACCGGCAACCACUCGAGACACCCAUAGCAAAUAAGAGAUCUAUCCUCCGUUUCGAUUAAGCAUGUUCUUUUGAUCAUCUUUCUUUGCAUGGGGUGUUACACGCUAAUCGUAACAACGUGAGCAGUCGCUGUUCCUAACAAUAUGAGCAUAAAAGAAUUGUCAUACGCAUUUGAGGUAGUUGCCAGCUGAUCAACUGUGAACCCUGCUUCACGCUCACUGCCGUCAGCUCAGCCUGUGUGCGUGUGAUCUCGCACCAGAUCUCCGUGUAUUUGUCUAUGAGUGGGAAGACAUAUCAAGGGUGAGCUUCCAGUGGUAGCAUGCCACCCAACCAGCUAGGCCUAACCUGUGCCGUUUCAUCGGCCGUCAGUGGUAAAAGUCGUGAUUUAGUGUAAAAUCAAAGAAAUGCUUUGUGGCUGUACAGCACUUAGGAAGCAGAGGAACCACCUUGCCAACGAAAGUGAGGGCACAACCCGGUCUUAUGCUUCGAUUCCCUGACAUACAUGGCUGCUUGGUCUGUGUUUUGCAUGUGGACAGCCUUUCAAAAAUGUUGUUUUGGUUGUACAGUUAAACCUUUAUACAACGAACUUCAACAUAAUGAAAGUCUCGAUUUAACAAAGUAUUUAAAUUUUCAUAACCUCUUGUUCAUAGAACACCAUGUAAAGUAGAACCCCGCAGUGACGCUCCUCACUGCUGCGUUUUCUCGGCUGCUACGUCGUUUUCAUCCGGUCCCGGCAUACCUUCCAUAGGAUCCACUGUAUAGGGAACCCCGCUGUUACGUAGUAGCUGUGAAAAACGUUCCCGCAUGAUACAUCGCAACUUAGCACCUCGAACCCGCCUGGGCAUUUUGGAUUUUGACGAGUUUUGGCCGGGCUUGGCUAUGGAACUGGCUGCAAGAAGCUGCACGCCAGUUCGAGAGGCCGCCACUAGGUGGCCAUUCGUGAAAAAUGCUCUCACUAUCAUCACUGUGAUUAUGGUCACCGCAUGGUUGUCAUGCAACAGUCGUGCAUGGAUGACAUGUUCUUUGUUCGAAGAAUUUCUUCUGUACUUUGACAAGAUGGGUGCUCAGUGCAGGAGUGUCAUCCUAUUUCUGGACAAUUGUGCUGCCCAACCGAGAGACCCGCCAUUUCUUUGGAACGUAAAGCUUGUGUUUUUACCACCAAAUACGACAAGCCAUUUGCAGCCGUUGGAUGCCAGCGCCAUAAAAAACUUGAAGCAUUCUUACAGAAAGUGCAUUGUCAAGCGUUGGCUCGUGCAUAUUGAUCGUGGACAGCAGCCUGCGAUCAUUUCGGUGCUUGACGCUAUGCACUAUGUCGCUUCAGCGUGGACUGCUGUGAGUGCGUCAACUGCGCAGCACUGCUUCGCGCGGUGUGGCUUUCACGUGGACGGCGAGAUGGAAGCUGCCACGGAAGCUGAAGAGUUGCAAACUGCCUCUUGUGAAGAAGAGCUAGCUGAGGUAAUGAAUGCGCUGGGUGCCAUGGGAGUCGCAUACGACGACUACGUCGCCGUGGAUGCUGCCGUCGUGAUGUCAGAGUGUCAGAGCAUCGCCGAGAUCGUUGAGAACUCGGUCGCGAGUGAAGCCGCCGACUGCGAUGACGAUGAGGAGCACGAGCCGCAUGAUGCCGGGGAGUUGCGAAAUCCUAGCUUUGCAGAAGCCGUCGCGGCUCUGGACCUCCCCUGCAGGUACGUCUCACCUCACAGCGACGCUGCGGCCUUCGAGGCUAUUGAGAAACGUGUGGUGAUUUCUAGCGAGCGAAAGAAACAGCAAGCCACCAUUCUGGACUUUUUAAGUCCUAAGCACUCCGUGGAAAUACAUUGUCUGAAGCUGCACUUUUUUCAUUCAUUUUCGGAGCUUUCCUCACUGUUGCGUUUACCCGGUUGUUACGUUUUUUUCCCCUGGUCCGGUGAAAAACGUAUGAACGGGGUUCCACUGUAUUCAUUCAGAACCUCAAUAUAACAAAGUGUGUUUUUAUGCGAUUUCAAUAUAAUGAAAUUUCACUGCCACUGGAAAGGAAUGCCAAGGCUAUAAAUGGAAACUUCAGCAGACACAGAUGGUCAAAUGAUUGAAUCACAAGCGACUGCUUGCAAAUGCACCUCUCAAAUUGCAUGCCGUGUGACAAGAGCGACCGACGAAGUGGAGCCGCAUCAUGCUCUAUGUAAAGUCCAAGUGCGUUUAAGAUCCUAUCGCGCCCCGUGCACUUUGUGCUUUAGGUUUGCGUGAAAGUGUGCGAGGGUGAGACAAGAAGGAUGGCAACCUGUACCUAAGUCUUGAUCCAACUCGUAGACUAGAUGACAGUGGGCGCAAAUUAAAGGAGUACCGACACGAAAAGUUAGGCAAUGUCAACUCUAUAAUUAUGGUACGAACUUCCAAUGUCUCGAGAGUGCCACAAAUGAUUAAUUACAGCACCUUUUAUAGGACCCACUCAAAAGUGCGUCAAGCACAAAGCAGCUUCCAACAUGAAAAAGGAGAUUUAGCAUGUUACUUAAAGCACAGUUGGUCAUAUGGUACCACAUACAUGACUGCCAAAGUGGACGUGGCAAUCCAGGUAUCACGAGCACAGUGGUGGAACAGCUGCAUCCAUGCACCAAGCUGCGACAAGAGCUGUUCUUCAAGCCAUCCUGCUCCAAAACAGCAUUUUAGCAAAAGAUUGCACCAAGCGUGCACCAAAUGAAGCAUGAGAACAAGAGCCUUCUUCAAUUCAUGCUGCGUCGACAGCAAAGCUGAAACCAAAGCCUAAACGGUGCAACCACAGCUGUGGAUAUAGCCGAUACCGUCGAUGCUCCAUUUGCCCUUUUUGCGCUUUUGUUGCAAUUCUCUCUGGUGGAUGUUCCAAUGCCUGAUGCUGUACUCUUUUUGUUUGUUCCGUUUGUGCUGUAGUUCCAUAUUCCUCAUAGUAUAGCAUGGCUCAAGGAGUAUGUUGGAUCAAUAAGCAGCCUCUGAUAAUGUCCAGUCAUACAUUGUUUAGCAUAGUCGAUAUUGUGACUUUAAAAAUAUCUUGCAAUGUGUAUACUCAACCGCUGAUGCUUGAUUUGCUUAUGAGCAGGGACCUUCCUGCAACCCUGCAUGAUUGAAAAACAUAUUGUGGUUGUAGUCCAAUCAGCUUUCACAUGUUUUAUGGCACAAUAAUGCAGAAGAAAUUGGGCACAGUAGGAGAAACCUAUGAAUGACUACCUCCCAACUUAGGCUUAGUCGCAUGCCUCGUACGGCUCGGUCUUGCGAACAUGUUCUUGCUCCCUGAAAGCAUACCGACUGCGUAACUAAUGCCUUUCGCAAGCCAAAAUGUUGAAACAUCUUUAUAGUGUGAUAUACGUACAGGGAAAGUGGUAAAUGAAAUUCCAAUGGUAAUUUUUAGCCCAAAUGUCCCAUUGAUGUGCAUAACGCCAGCUUUGCUAUGUUUAUUUACUAUUUCAGUGAAAAUUGAGACCGUAUAUAGAUGUAUAUUGGACACGUGUGCUAAAUUAUGUUUUUGCUUCUGCCAAGACCUGUGCCAAAUGGUCUGCAAGCAACUUAAAGGAGCCCGCCAGUCAGCUCAAUAGAGUGAGAGCCGUACAGUGAUCAUGUCACAGAAAGCUGCCAUACUGGCCCUUCCAAUUAUUUGCUUCUCUUGGGAAUGGUGCAGGGACCCGCUUUCUCUCGCCUCUGAUCUUGUCAAGUGCUAAACAGACUCAACUUUUGGUAGCAUGCUCACGUCAGUUGUAUCUGGUACCACAAGCCCACAACAAAUUUUCAUGGUGUGAUAAGCUCACAUAUGAAGUUGCACUGCAUAUGAUGCAGGUUUUGAAUUUGUCGCAUUAAAAUUAAUUUAUUAUUUGUUGCACUCUCAGGGAAUUGGACUCCAUAGCAUAAUUACUGGGUCAACGGCUAUCCCACAAAGCAGUAUAAGCUAGGCAAAAAUUUUCUGUCGGUACUCCUCGAAAAAUUAUAUUGUAUGUGAUAUGUUGACUGUGCUGGCGUUGCAUGUGCCCUUGUGUUUUGCGCUAAGUGUCCGAACAUUGACUGAUGCGUUUUAUCUUUCUUUCAUCACAAACAUGUUUGCAAUAGCUAGAGCCUCUAGUGUUGUCUGCUUACAACAGCCAUUGCCAUGCUAAGGGAAGGCAUUAUAUAGCAUUCCUAUU
Molecule: messenger RNA, 4368 nt
Organism: Dermacentor andersoni
Lineage: Eukaryota; Metazoa; Arthropoda; Arachnida; Ixodida; Ixodidae
Source: RefSeq, a predicted model, not a curated record